This is a messenger RNA of Mandrillus leucophaeus (drill), 3817 nucleotides long. It is a transcript of the gene SGSM1, whose product is annotated as small G protein signaling modulator 1. The transcript has 23 exons. The record is from RefSeq and is a predicted model, not a curated record. Gene Ontology annotation, molecular function: GTPase activator activity. NCBI's taxonomy places the organism in Eukaryota, Metazoa, Chordata, Mammalia, Primates, Cercopithecidae. The coding region runs from base 7 to 3363 and encodes 1118 amino acids.
CAGAUCAUGGAGGAGGCUGUGACACGCAAGUUUGUCCACGAAGACAGCAGCCACAUCAUCUCCUUCUGUGCGGCUGUGGAGGCCUGCGUCCUACACGGGCUUCGGCGGCGGGCGGCCGGCUUUCUACGCAGCAACAAGAUCGCAGCCCUCUUUAUGAAAGUGGGAAAGAGCUUCCCGCCGGCUGAGGAUCUGAGCCGCAAGGUGCAAGACCUGGAGCAGCUGAUUGAGAGCGCGAGAAACCAGAUCCAGGGCCUCCAGGAGAAUGUGCGGAAGCUGCCGAAGCUGCCCAGCUUGUCCCCACUUGCCAUCAAGCAUCUGUGGAUUCGCACAGCCUUGUUUGAGAAGGUCCUGGACAAAAUUGUGCAUUACCUUGUGGAAAACAGCAGUAAAUACUAUGAGAAGGAAGCUCUCCUGAUGGACCCUGUGGACGGCCCCAUCCUUGCGUCUUUGUUGGUGGGGCCCUGUGCCCUAGAGUACACCAAGAUGAAGACUGCAGAUCACUUCUGGACUGAUCCCUCGGCUGACGAACUUGUCCAGAGGCACCGCAUCCACAGCUCCCACGUGCGGCAGGACUCGCCCACCAAGCGUCCCGCGCUCUGUAUCCAGAAGAGGCAUUCCAGUGGCAGCAUGGACGACCGGCCAUCCCUCUCUGCCCGCGAUUAUGUGGAGUCCCUGCAUCAGAACUCCCGUGCCACCCUGCUCUAUGGCAAAAACAACGUUCUGGUUCAGCCGAGGGACGACAUGGAGGCUGUGCCAGGUUACCUGUCCCUGCACCAGACGGCUGACAUCAUGACCUUGAAGUGGACCCCCAACCAGCUGAUGAACGGGUCUGUGGGGGACCUGGACUAUGAGAAGAGCGUCUACUGGGACUAUGCCAUGACCAUCCGCCUGGAGGAGAUUGUCUACCUGCACUGCCACCAGCAAGUGGACAGCGGCGGGACAGUGGUAUUGGUCAGCCAGGACGGGAUCCAGAGGCCGCCCUUCCGCUUCCCCAAGGGUGGGCACCUCCUGCAGUUCCUCUCGUGCCUGGAGAAUGGGCUGCUUCCGCAUGGGCAGUUGGACCCGCCACUGUGGUCCCAGCGGGGUAAGGGCAAAGUGUUUCCUAAACUGCGCAAGCGAAGCCCUCAGGGUUCUGCCGAGUCCACAUCUUCAGACAAAGACGAUGACGAGGCCACGGAUUACGUGUUCAGGAUCAUCUACCCUGGCAUGCAGUCGGAAUUCGUUGCCCCCGACCUCUUGGGCAGCACUUCCUCCAUCUCUGUGGGCCCUGCCUGGAUGAUGGUUCCUGCAGGCCAGUCCAUGCUGGUGGUGGCCAGAGGGAGUCAGUGGGAGCGAGCCAGAUGGGACACUACUCUCCCCACGCCGAGCCUGAAGGAGCAGCCCCCCAUGCCCCAGGAUCUGAUGGAUGUCUCCGUGAGCAACCUCCCAUCCCUAUGGCAACCCAGUCCCCGGAAGUCCUCCUGUUCCUCCUGUUCACAGAGUGGCUCGGCUGAUGGUGGCUCAACCAAUGGCUGCAACCACGAGAGGGCUCCCCUGAAACUUCUCUGUGACAAUAUGAAGUACCAGAUCCUCUCCAGAGCCUUCUAUGGAUGGCUGGCCUACUGCAGACACCUGUCCACCGUGAGGACCCACCUGUCAGCCCUGGUCAAUCACAUGAUCGUGUCUCCGGACUUGCCCUGCGAUGCUGGACAGGGGCUGACAGCCGGGAUCUGGGAGCAGUACCUUCAGGACAGCACAAGUUACGAGGAGCGGGAGCUGCUGCGCCUCAUCUACUACGGGGGCAUCCAACCUGAGAUCCGCAAGGCCGUGUGGCCCUUCCUCCUGGGCCACUACCAGUUUGGAAUGACGGAAACGGAAAGGAAAGAGGUGGACGAGCAGAUUCAUGCCUGCUACGCACAGACCAUGGCCGAGUGGCUGGGCUGCGAGGCGAUCGUGCGGCAGAGGGAGCGGGAGUCCCAUGCGGCUGCCCUGGCCAAAUGCUCAUCUGGGGCCAGCCUGGACAGCCACCUGCACCGGAUGUUGCACAGGGACUCAACCAUCAGCAACGAGUCCUCCCAGAGCUGUAGUUCGGGCCACCAGAACAUCCGCCUGCACAGCGACUCCAGCAGCAGCACACAGGUGUUUGAGUCCGUGGAUGAGGUAGAGCAGGUGGAGGCUGAAGGCAGAUCGGAGGAGAAACAGCCCAAGAUCCCCAAUGGGAACCUAGUGAAUGGCACUUGUUCCCCAGACUCGGGUCAUCCUUCCUCCCAUAACUUCUCCUCGGGCCUCUCAGAGCACUCGGAGCCCAGUCUGAGCACAGAAGACAGUGUCUUGGAUGCCCAUCGGAACACUCCCCCGGUGCUGCGACCUCGGGAUGGCAGCGUGGAUGACAGGCAGAGCAGCGAGGCCACCACAUCCCAGGAUGAGGCUCCCCGGGAGGAGCUGGCCGUGCAGGACAGCCUGGAGAGCGACCUCCUGGCCAACGAGAGCAUGGACGAGUUCAUGUCCAUCACGGGCAGCCUGGACGUGGCCCUGCCUGAAAAGGACGAUGUCGUGAUGGAGGGCUGGAGGAGCAGCGAGGCAGAGAAACGUGGCCAGGCAGACAGCGAGGACAACCUUUCGGAGGAGCCUGAGAUGGAAAGUCUCUUCCCUGCCCUGGCUUCUCUGGCUGUGACUACUUCUACCAACGAGGUGUCCCCUGUGUCUUCAAGCGGCGUCACCUACUCUCCAGAGCUGCUGGACCUGUACACGGUGAACCUGCACCGCAUCGAGAAGGAUGUGCAGAGGUGUGACCGCAACUACUGGUACUUCACGCCCGCCAACUUGGAGAAGCUGCGUAACAUCAUGUGCAGCUACAUCUGGCAGCACAUUGAGAUUGGCUAUGUCCAGGGCAUGUGUGAUCUUCUGGCUCCACUGCUGGUCAUUCUGGAUGAUGAGGCGCUUGCCUUCAGCUGCUUCACGGAGCUCAUGAAGAGGAUGAACCAGAACUUCCCCCACGGAGGCGCCAUGGACACGCACUUUGCAAACAUGAGGUCGUUGAUCCAGAUCCUGGACUCGGAGCUGUUUGAGCUGAUGCAUCAGAAUGGGGACUAUACUCACUUUUACUUCUGCUACCGCUGGUUCCUGCUGGAUUUCAAGCGAGGUACAGACUUUAAACGGGGGACCUGUGUCCAGACUCUUUGUAGCAGAACUUUCAGGGGGAACGAUCCUGUGGAGAGAAGCCUCCAGGGGCUGGAAGCGUGCCCUAAGACUGGACGCAGAAGGAGGCUCAUGAGAUUUUUUUCUGCUCUUUCAGAAAUGGCUGAGCGACACAACACCAAGCAAGUCCUGAAGCUGGCACGGGACCUCGUGUACAAGGUGCAGACUCUGAUUGAGAACAAGUGAGGGGCACCUCACCCAGGCAGCCUCAGCCAAGCUGCCCCACCUGUUCCUCUGCUUAUUUUUCCUCCUGGCUGGACGGUCACCCCAGGAGCGGGGUCCUGGUGUCUGUUCACAAGCAUGGAGUUCAGUGCAAAAAGAAAAUACCGUGACUUUCACUUCUGGGCAGAUGGGGUGGAGGGAGUACCCCUUCAAUUUAGCCUUACGUUUUCCUGUUUGACCAAAGAUUGCCCAAGUCUGGCGUUCCUCCCUUGCAGGAGGUAGGGGAUGUUGGUGGACGAGGAGCCAUCGUUGUUUGCUGGUGUCCAGAAUGGUCUCCUCUUCUUCUUUCCCUAUCCCUCCAAACUGUCUUGUAAGAUGAGACCUGGGAAGGCAAUUUCUUUUUGGAAAUUGGUGUAGAAGAGGUGUGCGGGGCUACCUCUGUGCUCCUCGGCAAGGGGCCUUUGGCGAUAUUCUGGAC